GCAUCCUCAGCAUCACUCACAACACGCUGCUCUCUCUCUCUCAUCCUCUCGGACACAUCAUCAAAUCCGUUUCUCUCAACUGCACGAAGACGCUGCCAAACUGCAACUACAAACCUGGAAGGAGGAUUGUAAUAAUAAUAAAAAAAAAGAAAACAAAAAUCCUGCUUGCAUGCAGACAGUAUGAGCGUCUGUGCAGCCGCCGUGUUGUCGCUCCGGAGGAGGAGAAGUUGUGAGUCAGAGCCGGCGGAGGACCAGCAGCAACUUUUAUAGACUUUCAACUCCACCGUCUGCAAGUAGCCAGCAGCCGCACUUUACACUUGUUUUACUCGGGGAUGGAGAGCUUUGACAUUUAAGACCUGUUUUUUUUUAGGUAAUGUGUUGUCGACGAGGGCGUCUUGAAGCGACUAGGAAAUGGCAUUUCUGUGAAGAAGAGGUCUCUGGGUUUAGUGGUUGACUAUGGAGAAUAAAUGAGAGGGACGUUCCGGGGGAUUAAUUGACAGCACAACGACAGAAUGCGGGAGAGGGACCUACAGAGCAUGUGCAGAAGGGCGCUGCUGCUGACCGUCUGUAUGGUGUCUCUGUGGGGACAACUGACCAGCGCAUCGUCACACAGAAGCCACAUAGUUCAUGUGAAAGCGGGAACCUGUGAGGUAAUUGCUGCACACCGAUGCUGCAACAAGAACAAGAUCGAAGAGAGAUCCCAGACUGUCAAGUGCUCCUGCUUCCCUGGACAGGUGGCGGGAACAACAAGAGCGGCUCCAUCUUGUGUAGACGCAUCCAUAGUUGCACAGAAGUGGUGGUGCCAGAUGCAUCCUUGCAUGGAUGGGGAAGAGUGUAAAGUGCUGCCAGAUCUCAAAGGAUGGAGCUGCAGUACAGGAAACAAAGUGAAGACAACCAAGGUCACACGAUAGUCGUCUGUUUCCAGGAUAACCUUGUUUGGAACCAGACAUUUGCUUCUUUGACCAACACCACAGAACGUUUGGAUAUCAUGUGUUGUGAGGAUUUGUGGAAACCAGGGACCAACAAGGACAGUAAUCACGGACAUUCCACUGAACGAAUGAAGGAAAAGGAGCUGGGAGCAUCAUAUAAGACUACAUAUCCAAAAAGAUUCCUGACUUUAGAUCCAGCAUCAACAGUAGCUGUCUCUGAACUCUACUGCCCACCAAAUCUCUCUUUGUAUUAUAGUUUUAUUCCUAUGGACUAGAGGACUCAACCAUGAAGAUAUUUAUUGACUAAAGACUGUGGAUUACACCAGAAAAAAAAAAUCCCCCUUAAAACAAAAACCACGUGAUGUGAAACUUUUUUGUGUUAUUUUCUUGCCACAAAGAGCCCCAGGACUCUUGAUGCAUAUCUGUGUUGAAGAUCUAGUGAGAUCAUAAGCAUUUUCAUUCCUUUUAGCCUUAUGGAGCAGAGGUAGCUCUUCUGUUUCUUUUGUUGUUGAUUUGAAACUAUCAAGUGUUUGGCUUUCUUAAGUUUGUUAGGAUGUCGAGUCUUGUUUUUAAAGACAAAAGACGAUGCCACAACAGUAAAACACGGUAAAAAAAUGUAAUGAUGAAGGGUCAACACAGCUGAGUUCUGCCAAAAUGUUUUAAUGGUAUCUGUUGUUUUCAAAGCCUGGUGACUACCAUUGAUUACAAAUGUCAAUAUUAUCUCAAUAAAUCUAACUAACAAUG
Molecule: messenger RNA, 1673 nt
Organism: Sebastes umbrosus (honeycomb rockfish)
Lineage: Eukaryota; Metazoa; Chordata; Actinopteri; Perciformes; Sebastidae
Product: chemokine-like protein TAFA-2
Exons: 5
Coding region: 513-911 (132 amino acids)
Molecular function (GO): receptor ligand activity
Source: RefSeq, a predicted model, not a curated record